This is a messenger RNA of Symbiodinium necroappetens, 432 nucleotides long. The record is from the annotation of a GenBank genome assembly. NCBI's taxonomy places the organism in Eukaryota, Dinophyceae, Suessiales, Symbiodiniaceae.
AUGGCCAACUUCAAGCGCUUGGACCUUGGGAUCAGUGCCAUUCAGGGGCACAGUAGAAGCCCUGACGAGGUCUCCAAGGUGGCCCUUGGCGAAUGUCUCACCUUGGAGAGAUGCAAACAGCUAGGACAGAUCUUCCACGCCUCAGAGAAUGCCAACUACCAGUCCAUCCGGACCUACGGUCUGGUGCUGGAGGCCACAAAGGCCUCCUGGCAGAGACACCGCAAGGCCAUACGCAUGGCCCAGCAGGAGAAGGAGCUCAACGAGGUCCUCCGAAAGGCCAAGACGAAGCCGCUGCACCUUUUCAGCUACCGGCUCCUGCACCGCGUCGACAGCAGCGGCAAUGAGGUGUACUACAGCUUGGAGCAGUCUGCCAGACGAGACGCGAGCGACUUCUCGAUUCUCGUCGGUGUCAUCUGUGAGGCCUAUGGUCAG